Molecule: messenger RNA, 3648 nt
Organism: Artibeus jamaicensis (Jamaican fruit-eating bat)
Lineage: Eukaryota; Metazoa; Chordata; Mammalia; Chiroptera; Phyllostomidae
Product: proline-rich protein 36-like
Exons: 1
Coding region: 1-3648 (1215 amino acids)
Source: RefSeq, a predicted model, not a curated record
AUGGACGUCACCAAGAAGGUGGGGGACCCUGAUCCAUUGGGCCCCUGGGGCCACCCCUCAGACAGAAGUCAGGAGCUAGGGAGUAGCCUCAGAGGGUCCCAGGGACUAUGGGCAAACUCAGGGUCCAUAUGCCUUAGGCCGGGGUUGUCACUGCCCACUGAGGCCAUCACUGAGGGAGCCGUUGGCCCGGCCUCCCAGGCCCAUGUCCCUGAGCCCAUUUACCAGCUAUUCCUGGACCCUGCUGAGGUUGGCGCACAGUGUGCUUACGAGCAGGCCUCCCCCGAUGCCACAAGAUCCUCCUCCACUAGUCUGUUACCAAGCCCCAUCGUGGGAGCCCAGUUGCAUCUCAUCAUGGAGAAUGGGACCCUGACCCUUCCCUUGAACAUGCACGGUGACAGCACCAGUGAUGUGGUCCAGCACGGAUCCGGCUGCUCCUGGUUUCAGGUGCAGGGUGCGAGGGCGGGCAAGGCUCCAGCUAAAGUCCUGGUAGGCUGGGGCAAAGGGCCCAGCAGCACCGACCAGAUAGCUCCCUUGGGUGUUAGGACGAGCCAGUGGCUACCCUCUUUCCUUCCAGGGGAGGAUGGCUCAGCUAUAGCCCAAGGUCCUCUUCUGACUGCAGCCCAAGAUCAAGGCCAGGGCAAGUGCCUGUGCCUCGCUCAUGCUCCUCCACCUUCAACUCUGGCAAACACUCCAGCUCUGGAAACAACCCCAAAGCCAGAAGCAGUUGAACCUUGUACCUACGACCCCGACCACCUGACUGGUAGCAUUGCUGUCACCAAGGGCUUGUCCCAAGACCCCCUACUCAGGAAGUGUGGCAACCAAUUGUCAGUCUUCUUGGAGCCUUCCAAUGCGGCCACAUCUUGCCAGGACAGAGUGCAUUUUGGUUCUCAGGAGAAGCGUCCCACCCCAGGACCCACUCAGAAAGUGUCCCCCGGCCAUGCCCAGGAGCUUCAGGUUGCUGGAAGGCAGGUGUUACCCCAGCAGCCUGAGAAGCCUCCGGUCUGCACCUCCAGGCCAGGCAGCUCAACACCACUCUCAGGAAGGGUGGGCACCCCCAAGUUCUGCUGGAGGAGUAGCCAGCAGAGCCUCGGCCCCCGGUCAGCCAGGCAGCCCCUCACAGCUGGCAACAACACCUGCUCCAGUGUGCCCCUGUCUGCCUGCCAAGCCACCUACCACAAGCAGUCCCCAGUCCAGCCUCCCGAAGAAGCCAUACAGAUUGUCCCCUCCACUGCUCCUGUCUACCAGCUCCAGGAUGUCCUGGAAGACCAUGUGCUGGUGUUUGAUGUGGCCACGGGCGACACCAGGACGGGACAGCUGUGCCAUGACCCCAUGGGCUCACGAGCAGUACUGGUGGGCCUCACGCCCAAACACCCAGCGGUUUAUGCCCUUGAAAAUUUGCCGAGCCCCUGGCCAGCGGCCGUGCCCAUCGCCUCUCCUGACAGCAAUCAUCCCACCUUCUGGCCCAUCUCGUCAGUGCUGUCUAGCCCCGUGCCCUCCAGCCUCUCCUCCAGCAGCUACCGAGAGGUGGCCCUGGUCCCCAAGGAGGCCAGGCUCCACCUGGACGCCCCUGGUACUGAGUCACCCGUCACGGUGGCGGUGCUCACUGAGCCCAUUCCAUUGGGGAUGCCCCUCCAGUUUGGUACGAGGACAUUGAACCAGGUCCAUGAUCUUGGCUGCUCUGAACCUAAUGCUGAAAAAACUGGAUCUAGUCACACCAUCGGGACACUGGAUGCUUCUGGGAUGCAGGACACUUCUGCGGCCCAGGCCAAGAAACUGCAGUGGAUGAACCCAGAGCCAGCCCCGGAGCCUGCUCCUUCAGCUGCACCCCAGCAGGCACCCAGAUCCCUGCUACUGGAGGAGACUGGCACCCAAAGCUGGAAAGAGGUCCACACUGCCCACCGCAACAGCCCUCAGGCUGAAGGCGCUAGGCAGGACUCCCGUGGUGGUUGGCCUCUGCUAGCUGGGCAACAUCCCCUCUUUGGACAGCCCCCUCCAACUAGUCAGCCUGCCUCUGCUGAGCAGCCCCCGUCCACCAAGCAGCACCCCCUUUCUGACCAGCCCCCUCUCAUUGGGAUUGCCCUUCCCAGGCAGCCUCCCUUUCCCCAAGAACCCCCCCUCUCCACAGAGCCAAUCCUCUCAGUAGGCCCCCCGACCAGCAGGGAGGCUGGCCAGGAAGGUGAGGCCUUGGGUCUGCCCGCCCAUGUGGGGGUGCUUCGGGGGCCACUGGCCCCUGAAAAGACCCAUGGUGUCUAUGUGAGCAGAGAAAAGGUCGGCAUCAGCGCCGCUCCAAGCUCCGGCACACAGCAGCAGCCAUCCUGGCCACCGGGCAGCUCUCACAGCGCCCCAGAGGAGCAGCUCUCCCUGACCACGUCCACCGCGCCUGGCCCUGGCUUCAGGGUCUUGCCCACAGCCAUGGGGGGCACUGAGCCCCAGGGCCCCCAGCUCAAGCACACAGCUAAGGACAUUACAGACUCAACAGUGGUCACCAAACUUGGCCCUCUCCGUGGGACCUACUAUGAGCUGGUGUCCCCCACAGAUUCUCUGCCAGUACGGUCCCCAGUGCUCUGCUGCCACACCCUGGGUCCUUAUCAGGACAUGGCAGCUGUAGUGAUUGACACAGGAACAGGCUUCACCAAGUGCGGACUGACCGGAGAGGACCAUGUCCUCAGUGUGGUGCCCUCGUGCAUGCAGCCGCUACAGCCACCUGCCCAGCACCAGCCCGGGUACGUCCUGCCCGAGAACAGAGAGGGCUGUUGCAUGGUGCUGAAUCGAGGGGUGGUCUCCGACUGGGACGCGCUGGAGGUGCUGUGGCAGCACCUGUUCUACUGCAGGCUGGGCGUACAGCCCGAGGAGCUGGCUGUCCUCGUGGCCGACUCGCCCAUCUCACCGCGCACUAACCGCGAGAAGGUGGCUGAAAUUCUCUUUGAGCAUUUCCACGUGCCCGCCAUGCAGACAGCGCACCAGGCCCUGCUGGCGCUCUAUGCUUACGGGCGCACCACUGGGCUGGUGCUGGGCAGUGGUCAUGGCACCUCUUAUGUGGCACCCAUCCUCACGGGAGAUCUGGCCCCACUUGACACCUACCGCCUGGAUGUGGCCGGUAUUGACCUCACUGAAUACCUGGCUCAGCUAUUGCUGGCUGGCGGCCACUCGCCGCCCGAGAAAGGGCUUGUUAACCAGUUUAAAGAGGCCUGCUGCUAUGUGGCGUUGGAUGUGAAAGCCGAGAUGGCCCGCACCCAGGCCCGGGCCCCAGUGAACUUCAUGCUUCCGGACAAGCAGGUCAUCACACUGGGCUCUGAGCGCUUCUGCUGCCCUGAGGCCCUCUUCCAGCCCAAUCUGCUAGGCCUCAAUCAGCCAGGCCUUCCACAAUUAGCCCUCCAAAGCAUCAGCCGGCUGGAGGCCAAGCAGCAGGAGCAGCUGCUAGCCAAUGUGGUGCUGGAGGGUGGCAGCACCCUGCUGAGUGGCUUUCCUGAGCGCUUGAGACAGGAUCUGGGUCCUGGGGCGACUGUGCUGGGCUCUCCACACCGCGCAGUUGCCGCCUGGCUUGGAGGUUCCAUCAUGGCAUCCCGGGACUCCUUCCAGAACCUGUGGCUCAGCCGCCGUGAGUACGAGGAGGAGGGCCCAUGGGCCAUCUAUAAGUACAACCUGUGA